AUGACUUUCAUUCCCGAUGAUGCUGUAAAGUUUGUUAAGGAUAGAGGCCUGGUUUCACCUUAUGGAUGGCAUGCUAAAUUCAAUCAGAAGGAGGUCCAUUCAUCACCUCCGAGGCCACCGAGCUUCAAAACAAUUGCAGAGUUUACACCAAUGGCCUUUAGGUACUUGUAUCAAAUUUACUUCCCAAAUAAAAAGGCCAAAACACUGCCUUUCAUGGACCCCCUUAAUCCUGUUCGGAUGGAAUCUAUGUAUGGCGUGCCACUGGGCGGUAUUGGUUGUGGUACUAUAGGGCGCGGUUUUAAGGGAGAAUUUUGUCGUUCAAGCCUUCGUCCAGGAAUAUACAAUCAUAAAGUUAAUGUUACUGAUCAGUUCAUUGUUUCGGUGUUUCGAGAGGACCGAGUUUACCAGAAGGUGCUUUCACCACAUACUAGUGGUUCUGGCAUUCCCCACAGUUUGUCGUCUUGGGAGUGGGGAUUUCCUGCCGACCGAGGCCAUUACAUCGGUCUCUAUCCUCGCUCUUGGACUAUCUAUGAACUUCCCGAGGUCGAUUUAAUACUUAUUUGUGAGCAAAUCUCGCCAAUAAUUCCGCAUAACUACAAAGACACUUGCCUUCCAGUCGGAGUAUUCCAGUGGACAGUGCUUAACUUUCACCCAACAGAGGAAGCGCGGGUCUCGAUCACGCUGACUUGGCGCGGUCCACGGUACAAGAAACAUCCACCGCCGCAGGAACAUGGUACCGCGGGUGAGGAGUGCUUCAACUCCCACACAGUGAACGCCUCCGUCAGUGCCAUAAAUGGUGAACUAACCCGCACCUUUGAGGCUGGUGUUCUGCGCGGAUGCCUCAUGGAGACUUGCAUCGGUCACCUAAUGCCUUGCUGCUUUGGAGUUGCUGCCGCCGCCUCAAAUGAGGUUCGCUCUUUAUCAGAUGCGAAUCUGUUCUCUUCAUCCUCGGCUUCUUCCUCCGAGUCACAGGAGGUGCCUUCUCCGACUUUUCCAAGAGCUCACACUCAGGCUCCUCUGGCUGCGCGUUUCUGGAAGGACCUCAAAGCCACAGGUUUGCUGAGCAACGACAAUACUGGUUAUAUAAGCGAAGGGACUAAGAAGCGCUCCAGUUUAGUGAUGGCCGUGUGUGCUACAUGUGUUGUGUCGCCAUCUUGCACCACUCUCGCUACUGUCUCUCAUCGGCCAUCGGAGAUUGCGGAAGCGGGCUCAAGCACCCUCCACUUCUUCGUCACUUGGCACAUCCCCCGAGUCCAUUUUCGCUCAGCUAUCGUAACUUACCGACGCCUGGAUUUUGUAAAAAUCUAG
Messenger RNA from Hydatigera taeniaeformis, 1308 nucleotides. NCBI's taxonomy places the organism in Eukaryota, Metazoa, Platyhelminthes, Cestoda, Cyclophyllidea, Taeniidae. The record is from the annotation of a GenBank genome assembly.